Molecule: messenger RNA, 2699 nt
Organism: Suricata suricatta (meerkat)
Lineage: Eukaryota; Metazoa; Chordata; Mammalia; Carnivora; Herpestidae
Product: adhesion G protein-coupled receptor E2-like
Exons: 17
Coding region: 119-2248 (709 amino acids)
Biological process (GO): cell surface receptor signaling pathway; adenylate cyclase-activating G protein-coupled receptor signaling pathway
Cellular component (GO): membrane
Molecular function (GO): calcium ion binding; G protein-coupled receptor activity
Source: RefSeq, a predicted model, not a curated record
GGCUAGCUGUUUGUCCAGCCAGUUCUUCUGGGGCAUAUAUUUGCUUCAACAGGAAAUAUUAUUGGCCCACAGCUCAAGACUGAAUCCCCCCACUGCUCAGGCUUCAUGUUUCUGUACCAUGAAGGGCAGGUACUUUGCAUUUCAUCCAGGGCUCUGUGUCCUGCUAAUACCACUGGGCGCUAUUGGCUACAAGAAUGGAGCUCCCUGUGCUCGGUGCCCACGGAAUGCCCACUGUACCAAUGCCACCUUCUGCCGCUGUGAUCCUGGGUUCACUUCACUGUCUGGAAAGGUCAUCUUUAGCACUUCCUCGGAGGUCUGUACAGAUAUCAAUGAGUGUGGCCCACCUUUAUAUAUGUCUUGUGGAAGCCUUGCACGGUGUCACAACGUGGAGGGGAGUUACUACUGUGAGUGUGCCCCUGGGCAUGAGCUCCUUUCAGGAGGCACCAAAUUCCAAAGCAAGAAAGAGAACACUUGUCAAGAGGUCCUCUUCUCUUGGACAUCACCUUCUGGAGUCAAAAGUCAGAGUCUCUCCCGCUUCUUUGACAAGGUCCAGCAGUUAUCUCAAGACUUCAAGCCAGCUUUGGCCAAGAACACCAUCCAGGACCUUGUAGAGGAGAUAGAUGAGCUGCUGGAAACCCCAGGGGACCUGGAGACCUUGCCCCCCUCAGAGCAGCACUGUGUGGCCUCUCACCUGCUCAUUGGCCUGGAGGAUGUCCUGAGAGGGUUGAGCAAGUUCCUGCCCAAUGGGCCACUGACUGUGCAUGCUCCUGCAGGCACAGAACUGUCCCUGAAGGUGCAGGAGCAAGGAAUCGGGGAUGUCACCGUGGGCCAGAGCCAGGCAAAGAUGCAGCUGAACUGGGAUGUGGCACAGAAAUCCAGUAACUUGGGUCCUUCUGUGGUGGGCCUCAUCUCCACUCCAGGGAUGAGCAAGUUACUGGGUGAGGUGCCCCUGGUCCUGGAGCCUAAGCAGCAGGAAGCUGUGCAUGAGCACAAGGGCUUGCUGGAAGAGGUCUCCCCUGUCCUGCUUUCAGAUGUUAUCUCUGCCUUUAUAAGCAACAAGGACACCCAGAGCCUCAGCUCCCCUGUCACCUUCAUCUUCUCCCACCAUUCAGUGACCCCUUGGCCAACGCAGAAGGUGCUCUGUGUCUUCUGGGAACGUGGUCAGGAUGGAUGUGGUCAUUGGUCCACCACAGGCUGCAGGACGGUGGCCACCAGAGACGCCAGCACUACCUGUGAAUGCACCCACCUCAGCAGCUUUGCCAUCCUCAUGGGCCAUGACGACAUGCAGCAGGAGGAUCCCGUGCUGGUUGUGAUCACCUACGUGGGGCUGGGCCUCUCUCUGCUCUGCCUCCUCCUGGCAGCCCUCACCUUCCUGCUGUGCAAAGCCAUUCAGAACACCAGCACCUCGCUCCACCUGCAGCUCUCAAUCUGCCUCUUCCUGGCCCACCUGCUCUUCCUCACGGCCAUUGACCAAACCAAAAUCAAGGUGCUGUGCGCCAUCAUCGCGGGGGCCUUACACUAUCUCUACCUGGCCGCCUUCACCUGGAUGCUGCUGGAGGGUCUGCACCUCUUCCUCACUGCACGCAACCUCACGGUGGUCAACUACUCCAGUAUGAGCAGGUUCAUGACAAAAAUCAUGUUCCCUGUGGGCUAUGGAGUCCCGGCUCUAAUUGUGGCCAUUUCUGCUGCAUCCAGACCUCACCUUUAUGGAACACCUGCUCGAUGCUGGCUCCACACAGACAGAGGAUUUAUAUGGACCUUCCUUGGCCCCGUCUGCACCAUCUUCUCUAUUAAUUGGGCUUUCUUUCUGAUGACCUUCUGGAUCGUGAAAAGCAAGCUCUCUUCAAUCUCCAGCGAUGUGUCCACCCUCCAGAACACCAGGAUGCUGACUUUUAAAGCAACCGCUCAGCUCCUCAUCCUGGGCUGCACAUGGUGUCUGGGCAUUCUGCAGGUAGGGCCAGCUGCCCACGUCAUGGCUUACCUCUUCACCAUCAUCAACAGCCUACAGGGCGUCUUCAUCUUCCUGGUCUACUGCCUCCUCAGCAAGCAGGUCCGGGAGCAGUACAGGAAAUGGUUCAGAGGGGUCAGAAAAUCCAAAGCCGAGUCUGAGAAGUACACGCUCUCAAGUGGGACCAUGUCUGAUGCCUCCAAGCACAGUGUGGCUCUUCAUACUUCCAGCCCUUCACAUGACCCACAUUCGGAAUGCCUACCUCCCAGCUUCACAGAAUCUGCAGUGCCCAAGCCUUGAGUUACUGAUCACAUUUCUGGAUUGCUGGCCACCAGAUACUGAAAUUUCUAUUCCACUUACUGCAGAUCCACAGUUUCAGAGUCAAGAGGCAAAGGUUUCUGGUGCCCAGGCUCUUCUAGGUACAAACUUCCUGUUUCCAGACUCUGCGGAUUCCAACUUCCAGGAAUCCUCCACGAAGAGCUGAGUCCAGCUAAGGUCCUCUUCAUCCAGUGGAACGCAGUCUUCUCUGCUCUUAAGUCUCUGAAGUAGGGACCUCGAGGAAAAUGAUGGCCUCAGUGUGUUCAUUGCAGCAUUGGAAGACAGGAAAACACAACCACUCAAAGAAUCCAUCAUGAAGAAGUGCCAAGAUGAUGGGGCACUGGGGGUCUCAGUCUUCAACUCUUCAUUUCAGCUCAGGUCAUGAUCCCAGGGUCAGCGUAGAGCCUGCUGAAGAUAUUCUUUCUCCCUCUGC